Molecule: messenger RNA, 2505 nt
Organism: Soboliphyme baturini
Lineage: Eukaryota; Metazoa; Nematoda; Enoplea; Dioctophymatida; Soboliphymatidae
Source: the annotation of a GenBank genome assembly
AUGGCUGGAAUCUUCAGUGGCAGGAUUCAGACAUGGAACGACCAUAGUUUGAAGAAUUUGAACCCAUCUCUGUCGCUGCCCAAUACGAAGAUCACUCCUCUGGCACGCCAGGAUAGCAGCAUCACAACGAAGGUGUUUACCAGCUUCUUGUCAGAAUUCGAUGACAGCUGGAGAUCAUCGAAAGGGGUCUUUUCCGAGCCGAUGGUGACAGAGAACGGCCUCUGGAGUCGAACGUGGAAUCGUAGCACUUCAGAGAUUCAGUUUUUCUCCGGAGAAGACAUCGGACCAGCCCUCAUAUCCAUUACUAACUCAGUUACGUAUUUGCCCAUAUUUUAUGACGUGCUGUCGAAGGACAGGGUGGCCGCGUUGAUGAACAAGGCAAAUGCGACCAUUCAUUUCAAGAAAAUCUUACGAGGCACUCAAGCCGCCAUCGAAUACGCCAUACAGCGUACGGAAUUCGCACUUCCCUCAAACCUCAGCUACGUUGACAUCGCCGAGUCGUAUCCGCUUAGCUACUUCAUUCGUCUGCCAAUCAACAGGACGAUUGACGACAGCGUCAUAGAUUGCUCAAAGGUGGCGCAAUUCUUCGACCUGCUUCUGGACGCCAUCGGAUCGGACAGCGCUUGGCGAACGGCGGAAAACUUUGACCUCGUGCCUCUGAGCAUCAGCGCCAGACCGUACAUCAAUGAGUACAUUCUGAAACAAGUCAGCUGCAACGGUAAGCUGAUUCAUUCGUUGGUGCAAAACCUGUGGCAACAGACGCCAGACAACGAAGACAAGAUCAUGAUCCCGCUGGUUUUUAGUGUGUGCUUCGCUGUCGUCGUACUGUCCAUUUUGGUAUUCGCCAUUUAUAACCGAUACAAGGUUAUCAGCGCGUACAAAAUGAAAAGCUGGAUACUGGUGGAGAACGACAUCAAGUUUUGGGAGUACCUUGCCGAAGGGCAGAAGCGGAGUACUACGUUUUCCAGUAGCCGCACGACGGUCCGAAGUACUCCCAAUACGACCAAUUCAGUCUUCAACCCCCUGCAGUACUGGAAAUUUUACAUCGUCGCUUCAGGCCGUUUUCGUGGCAAGGAAGUGCUCAUGGUUGGAAGCGAGUCCACGAUGAACCCGUUGAACCUGCAAUUUGUCACCUGCAAACGCCUGUUCAACGCCCUUCGUCUUAACAGCGACAAUCUGAUCCCCUUCAUUGGCUUGGUUGUGAAAGAUUCAACGAUUUUUCAUGUAUUCGAGAGUACUGAAAAAAGUUCUUUGCAUGAAACCUUAGCUUCAGCUCCUUACGAGCUUAACGAAGACAUCAAAUACAUCAUUUCCUUAGACGUUGCUUAUGGAAUGCAAUAUCUUCAGAAGCAUGACAUUGUUCACGGCUUCCUGGACACAUGGAACAUUUUCUUGGACAAAAACUGGACGGCUAAGAUAAGCUGCUGGAGUCACUGUUACGUGGGUGAGGCAGAGAACGAACUGGCACAACUGAUAUACGGACCUCAAAUGAUUGACAAAGUGAAAGAUGACUACCACAUUAAGCGCCUGAUGUUCAGACACCCGAAUCUGCUGACCGGUCGAGAGCAGACCAUCAGCGUAAAGCAUGACAUUUUCAGUUAUGCAAUGGUAUUGGUGGAGGUAUUUACACGGGAGCUUCCGUUCAGCGGUAGAAGCUCGGUUAUUGGUUGGCGCAGCAUGCUUGACGAACUGACAAAAAAUCCACAUCUCAGGGGCAUUUCCCCUGACAUCCCGGGUCCUAUCAAAGAACUGGUGACAAGGAUGACUGCUCCUAAUCCACAAAUAACGUUCGAUGGUGCAAUCAUUACGUUGCAACUCAAUCAGCCAAGUACCAAAGGUAUAGUGGACAUUCUUCUCAAAACGAUGGAAGACUACAUGAGCAGUCUUGAGGAGAAGGUUGAUUUUAGCUGUUCAUCAUACCGUUUCACGUACAGUGCCACGGUCACGGCCAAAAUGGAAAUGCUCUUGAACAGCAUGUUGCCAAAAGACGUGGCGACAAAGCUUCAAAACGGUCAAAAAGUUGAACCUGAAUUUUACCAGUCCGUCACCAUCUACUUCUCGGACAUCGUGUCUUUCACUAACCUCUGCUCAGAAUCAACUGCCCUUGAAGUGGUGAACAUGCUAAACGCUCUGUACACCAUGUUUGAUACGCACAUUGAACGCUAUGAUGUCUACAAAGUGGAAACAAUCGGCGAUGCCUAUAUGUGCGUUAGUGGGCUGCCUAGACGCAAUGGAGAUCGGCAUGUCGAACAAAUCACGCGAUUGGCAAUUGACCUGGUGAAGGGAGUCAACAGCUUCGUUAUACCUCAUAGACCAAAUAGAAAACUGCAGGUUCGUGUGGGAAUCAAUUCUGGACCGGUCAUGAGCGGCGUCGUCGGCAUCAAAAUGCCCAGGCGAGUGUUCUUCGUGAUAUAUAUUUUGUUGUUUCGCAUGAAAGCAAGAAACCUACUGCCUAUCUCAACGUUUCGGUUCCAGAUUUUCAGAAUCGCGUAUUGCUUUCUAUGA